Molecule: messenger RNA, 4216 nt
Organism: Hibiscus syriacus
Lineage: Eukaryota; Viridiplantae; Streptophyta; Magnoliopsida; Malvales; Malvaceae
Product: probable phospholipid-transporting ATPase 4
Exons: 11
Coding region: 383-4033 (1216 amino acids)
Biological process (GO): phospholipid translocation
Cellular component (GO): plasma membrane
Molecular function (GO): ATP hydrolysis activity; magnesium ion binding; ATPase-coupled intramembrane lipid carrier activity
Source: RefSeq, a predicted model, not a curated record
UUACUGUCAGUGAUUUCGAAGAGAAAAUCUGUUUGGCUUAAGCCUAAAACACUCACUUUUAUAUCUCUCUCUCUAGAUUAUCUCCCUUUAAUCAAUUUCUUUUUCAAAGAAACUCUCACUCUGUUUUUGUUUUUCUCAUUCCAUUGCUUGAUCUGCAAAUCGUACUCUCUACUAUUUUUGAGUGGUUUUUGCCAAUGCUUUUUUUAAAAAAAAAUUGUUACAGUUUGGUGUUGAUGAUGAAUCGGCCUCAGAUUCAAGUUCAUAAAGCAAGGAAAAUUUUGACUGAGUAGCUCCAUUAAAAUCUACUAGUGAAGGCUAGAUCUGGGAUCUCUCUCUGUUUGACAGUUGUGCGCUUGUUUCCUUUAAAGCUUGAUUCUGAGAGAUGGCUCUGGGUGGGAGAAGAGCAAGGCUCAGGUGGAGUCAUCUCUAUACGUUUUCAUGUUAUAAGCCAAGCUCUACUGAUGAAGAACCACAUUCUAUCAAUGGGCAGGGAUACUCGAGAGUUGUGCACUGCAACCAACCUCAUAUGCACAAGAAAAAACCUUUUAAAUAUCGAUCGAAUUACAUAUCGACCACCAAGUAUAAUUUCAUCACUUUCUUACCAAAAGCUUUGUAUGAACAAUUCCACCGAGUUGCUAAUUUGUACUUCCUUGGAGCUGCAAUUCUUUCGCUUACACCUCUUUCGCCUUUUUCUGCUGUGAGCAUGAUUGCUCCCUUGGCAUUUGUUGUGGGGCUUAGCAUGGCCAAGGAAGCUUUGGAGGAUUGGCGAAGGUUUAUGCAAGAUAUGAAGGUUAAUAGUCGUAAAGUAAAAGUUCAUAAGGGGGAAGGAGUUUUUGGAAAUAAGUCUUGGCAGAAGGUUCGGGUUGGUGAUGUGGUGAAAGUGGAGAAGGAUCAGUUUUUUCCAGCUGAUUUAUUACUCUUGUCAUCCAGCUAUGAGGAUGGAAUUUGCUAUGUAGAGACUAUGAAUUUAGAUGGUGAGACAAACUUGAAGGUAAAGCGAGCUUUGGAGGUAACUUUGCCUUUGGAUGAGGAUGAGGCUUUCAAGAAAUUCACAGGAACAAUAAAAUGUGAAGAUCCCAACCCGAGCCUUUUCUCCUUUAUCGGUAAUUUUGAAUAUGAUCGUCAAGUUUUUGCUCUUGACCCUAGCCAAAUUCUUCUUCGAGAUUCAAAGCUGCGUAAUACUGCUUUUGUCUAUGGGGUUGUGAUUUUCACUGGCCAUGAUAGCAAAGUAAUGCAGAAUGCCACAGAGUCUCCUUCAAAGAGGAGCAGAAUAGAAAGGAAAAUGGAUUAUAUAAUAUAUGUUCUUUUCAGCCUCCUUCUAGUGAUCUCUUUGAUAAGUUCUAUCGGCUUUGCUGUGAGAACAAAGUACUACAUGCCAGAUUGGUGGUAUCUGCAACCCCAGAAUACUGACGAUUAUUAUAAUCCCAAAAAGCCUGGAGUAUCAGGGGUUUCGCAUCUGGUAACUGCCCUCAUACUCUAUGGCUACUUAAUACCUAUUUCACUUUAUGUUUCGAUCGAGGUGGUGAAGGUUUUGCAAGCGUCCUUCAUUAAUCAAGACAUACACAUGUAUGAUGAAGAAACUGGGAAUCCUGCUCAAGCUCGGACAUCAAAUUUAAAUGAGGAGUUGGGCCAGGUUGAUACAAUCCUUUCAGAUAAAACAGGCACUUUGACUUGCAAUCAGAUGGAUUUUCUCAAAUGUUCAAUUGCUGGUACCACAUAUGGUGUGCUCUCUAGUGAAGUUGAACUUGCUGCUGCACAACAGAUGGCUAAUGACUUUGAGGAUCAGGAUGCUAGAAGGCCAACUGGUUCCAGGCAAAAAGGAAAACAGCAAGAAAUUGAACUCGAGACUUUUGUUACUUCGAAAGAUGAAAAGGAUCGUAAAUCUCCCAUAAAAGGGUUUAGCUUUGAUGACAACCGGGUCAUGAAAGGGAACUGGUUGAAAGAGCCUAAUGCAGAUAUCAUUAUGUUAUUUUUCCGAAUAUUAGCAGUUUGUCACACUGCUAUUCCUGAGCUGAAUGAAGAGACUGGAAGUUGUACUUAUGAAGCAGAAUCUCCUGAUGAAGGAGCCUUUCUAGUUGCAGCAAGAGAAUUUGGUUUUGAGUUUUUUAAAAGAACUCAAUCAAGUGUGUUCGUCCGUGAAAGAUAUUCUGCUUCUGGAGAAGCAAUUGACAGGGAGUUCAAAAUUCUAAAUAUGUUGGAAUUUACUAGCAAAAGAAAGCGGAUGACAGUAAUUGUAAGGGAUGAAGAUGGGCAGAUUCUUCUCCUGUGUAAAGGUGCUGAUAGCAUUAUUUUUGAUCGAUUAUCAAAGAAUGGAAGAUUGUAUCAGGAAGAUACCAGUAAACAUUUGAAUGAGUAUGGAGAAGCUGGAUUGCGUACGUUGGCGCUGGCUUAUAGAAAACUCGAUGAGUCUGAGUAUUCUGCUUGGAGCAAUGAAUUUCAGAAAGCAAAAACUUCUAUUGGGACUGAUAGAGAGACAUUGCUUGAAAAGGCUGCAGAUAUGAUGGAGAGGGAUUUGAUUCUCAUUGGUGCUACUGCUGUGGAAGACAAAUUGCAGAAGGGGGUACCCCAAUGUAUUGAUAAACUUGCACAAGCAGGUCUGAAGAUUUGGGUUUUGACAGGGGACAAGAUGGAAACCGCUAUAAAUAUAGGAUUUGCUUGCAGUCUGCUAAGACAAGGCAUGAAGCAGAUAUGUAUUACAGCAAUUAGUUCAGAUGCCAAAAAUGUGGUCAAGGAGAACAUAGUGUUGCAAAUUACCAAUGCUUCACAAAUGAUCAAACUAGAAAAAGAUCCACAUGCUGCAUUUGCGUUGAUCAUCGAUGGAAAGACCCUUGCAUAUACCUUGGAAGAGGAUAUGAAACAGCAAUUUCUAGGUUUAGCAGUUGAGUGUGCAUCUGUCAUAUGCUGUCGUGUGUCACCCAAGCAGAAGGCACUAGUAACAAGACUAGUGAAAGAAGGAACUGGGAAAACCACCUUAGCAAUUGGUGAUGGUGCAAAUGAUGUCGGAAUGAUUCAAGAAGCUGAUAUUGGAGUCGGCAUUAGUGGUGUAGAAGGCAUGCAGGCUGUAAUGGCCAGUGACUUCUCCAUUGCCCAAUUUCCUUUCUUGGAAAGACUUCUCGUUGUCCAUGGACAUUGGUGUUAUAAGAGGAUUGCACAGAUGGUUUGCUAUUCCUUCUACAAGAACAUAGCAUUUGGCCUCACCCUAUUCUACUUUGAGGCAUUCACAGGCUUUUCUGGACAAUCAGUAUAUGACGACUGGUACAUGUUAUUAUUCAAUGUUGUUCUUACCUCAUUGCCUGUGAUCUCACUAGGAGUGUUUGAGCAAGAUGUUUCUUCCGAGAUCUGCUUACAGUUUCCUGCAUUAUAUCAGCAAGGACCUAGAAAUUUGUUUUUCGAUUGGUAUAGGAUACUUGGGUGGAUGGGCAAUGGACUAUAUUCUUCCCUUAUCAUUUUCUUCCUCAAUAUUGUCAUCUUUUAUGACCAAGCUUUCCGUGCUGGAGGCCAGACGGCUGAUAUGGCUGCUUUGGGAACAACAAUGUUUACUUGCAUCAUUUGGGCUCUCAAUUGCCAGAUUGCACUCACUAUGAGCCACUUCACAUGGAUUCAACACUUUUUGAUAUGGGGCAGCAUUUCGGCUUGGUAUUUGUUUCUCCUUGUUUAUGGCAUGAUAUGUCCCACUAUCUCUGGUAAUGCCUACCAAAUUCUAGUGGAAACUCUCGCUCCGGCACCCAUCUAUUGGUUAGCCACCGUUUUAGUAACUGUUGCAUGCAAUCUCCCAUACAUGGCCCAUAUAUCUUUCCAGAGAUAUUUCAACCCAUUGGACCAUCAUAUCAUCCAAGAGAUCAAGUUCUACAAGAAAGACGUCGAGGAUCAACACAUGUGGUCGCGGGAGCGAUCGAAGGCAAGACAGGAAACCAAAAUUGGAUUCUCAGCACGGGUAGAUGCAAAGAUUAGGCAAUUAACAUGGAAGUUGCAAAGAAAGCACACAUCUUCUGAAUUGAACAGUCCGAAUCUUCCAUCAUUACAUGGCUCAUGAAAUUAGUUUCCUUUUGGAGAUUUUUAGGGUCUUUUUUCCGGGCAGUUUACAGUUGUUUUCUUUUUAAUUGUUAUUGCUAUUCAUUUGCUCAUCUGUUUAUAGGUUAUAAGUCUCAUUCAUUAUACAAAGUCCUUUGGUGCUAUUAUGUACACAACUAGACGCCCUUAAGAGUUUGUAGCUAGU